Messenger RNA from Lutzomyia longipalpis, 985 nucleotides. RefSeq lists its product as uncharacterized. The transcript has 3 exons. The record is from RefSeq and is a predicted model, not a curated record. NCBI's taxonomy places the organism in Eukaryota, Metazoa, Arthropoda, Insecta, Diptera, Psychodidae. Bases 185 to 901 code for a protein of 238 amino acids.
AUUAAUUAUCAGUCAACACAGCAGCACACGGUGGCCAUUUUACGCUGCUGGCGGUCGCGCGCGCCAGAAAUGAUUUUGCAUUGAAUUUUUUUUCGGGUGAAAAAUCUUUCUUUUUUAUUCCUCUCAAUUUGUUUGUUGUGUAAAAAAAAAGGGGAGUUUACAGAGUGAUUUCAGCUGCAAUAAAAUGCCGCGAAGACACUUUCUGCCAUUCCUCGGCAUCAUCUUACUUCUUGUGUCGUCUUCGACCGCUCAUUUCGUGGUUCCGGAGGAAUUUGCCUCCCUCUUGGGCGUCAUCUUCUCCACAAUUCCGCAAAUAAGAAAGGGCACAGAUUCCCGAGUGGGCUUUGGGUAUCGCCUUGGGGAGCAUGCAGACUUCCAGGUUCUCCUUGAGUUGGGACCGCAGAAAUUCACAAAACCCAUCGGCGAAGGGGAUCAGAUGACAAACACAAAUAGCAAAAGGAAUGUCGAUCCUGAGGAUUACAACAGAGUUAUUAAGCCAACAAAAACGACCAGCAACUGGCUGAUGAAUUGGUCACAGAGUGCCAAAAAGGAGCAGCAACUGCAGCAUCAGGAGAAGCCACAUGAUCCUGAACUGCAUCCCAUAACGUCUGUUCUCAUGGGCAAUCCCAACAUCCCAAUGAAGCCCCUAAUCCCCGAGACACAUCUCAAGCAACUGCUAAAGCUCUACGGGAAGAAGAGCGAAGAUCGAGAUGAGGAACCACAGGCACAGAGUUCCGAUGACUCCCUGGGCACACUUCCGGGUGACACACAGGAUUCAACGGUGCAAUUCCAAGAUAGGCACAGGGUGUUCGUAAAGACACCCGCGGAGAAGCCAUCAUUUGCCAAUUUGGAGCGAAAACGAAAGAUCACGGAGGAUCUCAUGGAUGUAGAGCUAGAUUGAGGGUCCAGCUCAUCCCUAUGGAGGAGGAUCAUAAACACACAACACACACACAAAUUGAAGGGAGGAGAGAAUCAUUAAAUUAAA